Molecule: messenger RNA, 2620 nt
Organism: Salvia miltiorrhiza (redroot sage)
Lineage: Eukaryota; Viridiplantae; Streptophyta; Magnoliopsida; Lamiales; Lamiaceae
Product: probable receptor-like serine/threonine-protein kinase At4g34500
Exons: 6
Coding region: 295-1719 (474 amino acids)
Biological process (GO): protein phosphorylation
Molecular function (GO): ATP binding; protein kinase activity
Source: RefSeq, a predicted model, not a curated record
UCUUCUAAGCCCAAAUUCAAACACACUAAUUUCAAUAUUUCAUCGACAUAAACACACACACACUCUCUCACUCGCUCAUUUUCAUCGUAUCCGUUGAGGUUGAAUGCUGCUGCCAAUCGCCAUCGACAUAAUAUGCAUAUUAAUCCAUGUUUCAUCCCUCAAUUGUCCAUUUUCACCUCAAUUUUCUCAAUCCAAAUUUAGUCUCGCAUUCAAUUCAGCCGCAGUAGCAUGCACUAACGUCGUUUUCCACACACACACGCGCACGCACAGACAACCUCCAUAUCGCCGCGAACUAUGGCGGCUUCCGGCGACUCCGCCGAUGGGAGCGUUUUCACCGCCAAAACUCCAAUUCUCCGCCAGAAGCUCUACGUGGUCAUAAUCGCUACCGUCCUGCUCGCGCUGGCCGUUUUUGUUCUGGUAUACGUCUUCCUCCGCCGCCGGAGCUGCAAGCGACGCCGCGUCGGCGCCAAGCGCGGCGCCGGACUCAUUCCCCUGGUUAACGAGCCGGAUCAACGCCGAGCAGUUGAAGGUUUGAAUGGCGGUGAGAAGAAGGUGUUUCUCGUGGAGAGCGUGGUGAAGGCGGCGCAGAUUGAGUCCGAGAGUAAGAAGGCGAGCUCGGUGAGCUACGAGUCGAGUACAACUCGGAGCGAGUCGUCGUCGGUUUUGUCGGCGUCGACCGACGGUUUGGGGAGCUUUGGGUGGGGGAAGUGUUACACCUUGCGGGAACUUCAAACGGCGUCGAAUCAGUUUUCCGAAGAGAAUGUGAUCGGAGAGGGAGGAUACGGCGUCGUUUACCGUGGGGUUUUGCACGAUGGAUCUGUGGUUGCUAUAAAGAAUUUAUCAAACAAGAGGGGCCACGCAGAGAAGGAAUUUAAGGUGGAAGUUGAAGCCAUUGGGAAAGUAAGACAUAAGAACCUUGUGGGUCUGAUAGGUUACUGUGCGGAAGGCACUGAAAGGUUGCUUGUCUACGAGUACAUUGAUAAUGGCAAUUUGGAGCAGUGGUUACAUGGUGAUGUAGGCCCUGUCAGCCCUUUAACUUGGGAGGUCAGGAUGAAAAUUGCAGUUGGAGCAGCAAGAGGACUGGCAUACUUGCACGAAGGAUUGGAACCCAAAGUUGUUCAUCGUGAUGUAAAAUCAAGCAACAUACUCUUGGAUAGGAAAUGGAACACAAAAGUAUCAGAUUUUGGACUUGCCAAGUUAUUGGGAUCUGAUGCAAGCCAUGUCACCACUCGCGUGAUGGGAACAUUUGGAUAUGUCUGCCCUGACUAUGCAAGUACUGGUAUGCUUAAUGAAACGAACGAUGUCUACAGCUUCGGAGUUCUACUCAUGGAAAUAAUCACUGGCAGGAGCCCGGUAGACUAUUCCAGACCACCUGGAGAGAUGAACUUGAUUGACUGGUUCAAAGGGAUGAUAGCAAGUCAUCGUGGCGAAGAGUUAGUAGAUCCGCGGAUCAAUGUUCCUCCUCCCCCAAGAGCUCUAAAGAGAGUAUUACUGGUUUGCCUCCGCUGUAUAGAUAUAGAUGCCCACAAACGGCCAAAGAUGGGGCAAGUUGUGCACAUGCUCGAGGCAGAUGAAUUUUCUUACCGCGCUGUGAGCUACACUUCUAUUUCUUUGAACUUGUUAAUUCUACAAUAUUUCUACUAUGAGACUUGCUGUAGUGGAUGUAACUUACAAGUGCCGUUCAUACACGUAGAAACACAUAAAAUUUGGUUAGCAUAAGUUGCUUGUUUAGGAGUUUGCUUUAAGUUGAGACUUUCCAGCCAGCCGAUUUUUCUUUAAUACGACCAUGUUUAGUUAAUUGUAAGACUAUCACAGGUUCAUACAAAAAUUCAAGAGCUGGCCAAAUUUCUAUUAUCUGAAUCAAUUAAAAGCUUAGAGUUUACAUAUAAUAGUGUGACCAUCUAAAGCUAGAUUUAUAUUUGUCAUCAUAGAAAAUAUUUAUUUUAAUCCGUUUUAGGUGGUUCUUUUUUAUCAAGAUAUCAGCUAUUUCACCCUACAGGGAACCCGAUUUGCUCGUGAAACAGCUCCUCUACAUCUCCAAUCCACUAGCAGAAACGAAAUUCCGUCUGCACAAAAGAAAGUGGAGAAUGAUGGUGGUGAAAGACCAACAGGGAACUAAACGAUCAUAUUAUAUAGAUGCAUAAAAAGGUAUGCUAGAUUUUCUUGUGCAUUAAAUUUCCCUCCACAUAUGAUUAUAUGAAUUCCUAAAUUCAACACUACGUAGAUGUAGAACGACCCUCCACCAUUUUUCAUGCUAAGGCAAGUCAGUAUAUUUUUCAUGGAAGAUCAUCUUCAGGUCUCGUACGGCCACACUAAAUCCUCGCAACGUGAAGAAAUUUCGACUCUAAACAAGAUAAGUAGAAGAACUUUCCCAUGACAAAACUCUCUUAAUUUUUCUUCUCCUACAUCGGCAAAUAUGUUGAAAAGGGAGCUUCUUUCUGAUUUAAAGGUGAAUGUGAAUAUAUAUAUAUAUAGUUGUGACUUGUAAUCCAUGUAUUUGCUUGAUAAUACUUCCCCUUUAUAGGUGUGAUAUACAAGUGAGAAAUGUAAUAAUACACAUAUAGAUACAAUGUACUCCACAAAACUUCGAUUUAUUUGUAUUGUUUUGAUAGAUUUUUAA